Polistes dominula (European paper wasp) is the source of this 1752-nucleotide messenger RNA. RefSeq lists its product as uncharacterized. Lineage: Eukaryota; Metazoa; Arthropoda; Insecta; Hymenoptera; Vespidae. The record is from RefSeq and is a predicted model, not a curated record.
GAGGAAGAGAGGAGAGUAAAUUAGGAAAAAAAGAAAAUUUCAGUGAACAAUCUCGGUGAACGUCUAUCGAAAAUAAAUAUUCGUGCAUCUUUCAUAUUUAUAUGAAACGUUAAGGGUUGUUUAUGUGAACUGAGAUACUUGUUUUAAAGGCAAGAUUUUACUUUGAAAUUAUACCCAAAAGGGUGAAUGUAUAUAUAAAAGGAAAAUAAUUCAUUCAUUUGGUUUCAUUGAAUGGAUUGAACUUUUCAUUGUUUUGAGGGAUUAAUAAGAAGGGAAGAUUUUCCAAGGUCGAAUUCUAUAUCAUCAAGACGAAUUCAUGCAUGUUCCUGACCCUGAUGCGAGAAACCACGCCGGAAUACCAAGGUCGUUUGCGAUCGAUCAGCGUGGCGUCUACUGCCACGUGACUGACUGACUCUGACUCUGAUUGAUCGUCUACCUCUCGUUUCAAUCUUAACCUUCUGUGUCAAAGAUCGUUUUCAACGAUUUAUUGAGAAUUCAAAGUUACCUUAAGGUCGUAAUAAUCAGUCUUGACCUUACCUCAUACGACAACAAAAAAUUCAAAGAAACUUUUGCUCACUUUUUAUCUCACGUUCGUGGAUUAUUAAUCAAAUAUCAUCUCAUCUUCUACGAGUAACACGAUUCUCGUUAACAUUAAUCGAAAAAUAAAAGUCUUUAAAUAACAUUGUUCUUUAUUAUUGUUUUUAUUUCUCUUGCGUGAAUGGUUUUCAACAAUUACGUGGAGAACGUGUAGACAAGUUUUGAAAAAGAAAAAGAUAAAAAAAAUUGUUGGAUAAAUCUUUCACCAAGAAACUUACGUUUGUUUUCUUCUCUAUUAUCUUGUAGUGAGUGUGCAAAAAUCGAAAAUUAACGUCAGUUAGAUCAACUUUUUGGUCGAACUAAGAACUUCUUCGUGUCUCUUCACGUGGACGUUUAAGAAAAAAAAAAAGAAACAAAAAGAGAACCCAUCGUAAAAAGAAGAAAAGACAAAAGGUGUUAGCAAGGAAAGAAAGAAAGAAGAUAAGAUAAGAUAGUAAGUAAGAAGGGUUGAACUGACAGUAAGGAAGGGCUUGUGACGUGCAGUGCGAUCGGUGUGAAGGAGAUUUGAGAGACUUGAAGGAUCCAGUUACGACGUGACAUGACGAGAGACUUAUAAACGCCGAAAGCUGUGAGAAAAAGAAGAAAAAUAACAGAAAGAAGAAGAAAAGAAGAGUUGGUUGGACCGAUAAGUUUGGUGAACCUUAGCGAAUUGGAAUCUCCCUGCGUCAACGUGAUUGGUGUUAGUUUAUCCUCCGUGAAAGCGAUACUCCGGCAAGGAGUAAUCAUCGAAGUACAUGAGAAAAGGACAUGAACUACUCGCAAGGGAAGGGACGGCUUUACCCGGCCUACAGUCUGAGUGGCAGCGAGGGUGAGGAUAAUUCCCCUAGUCUGCGUGGUCGUAGUUCAGCCUAUCCUCAAAAUAAUCAUCAGACCACCCAGUCACAUCUCAAUCACUAUAACGCUAGUCAGCACAAGCAACGUGCUUACCAGCAGCAGCAACAACAACAGCAACAACAACAACAGCAACAGCAACAACAACAGCAGCAACAACAGCAGCAACUGCAGCAACAGCAUCCCCUUUAUUAUAUGCCCGGCAGUGGUGCCGGACUCAGCGACACACCGACAUCGGGUAACGCUUCUGACGAAACCCUCACCGACAGCGAUCUGAUCACCGCUGCUCGUGACUGUGCCCUGCUCGUUCAUAACGGUAAGUGA